Molecule: messenger RNA, 2147 nt
Organism: Toxotes jaculatrix (banded archerfish)
Lineage: Eukaryota; Metazoa; Chordata; Actinopteri; Toxotidae
Gene: lad1
Product: ladinin
Exons: 14
Coding region: 137-1501 (454 amino acids)
Molecular function (GO): structural molecule activity
Source: RefSeq, a predicted model, not a curated record
GUGCCGCACGGACUGUAAUUUGACUGCCGCCUUCACAGUGCCAGUCAGUCGACUUUUUCCUGUGUGUGAGCGAAGUGCGUCUAGAAACUUUCUUAUUUAUUUUCCUUUCUUAUUAUUUUUUCUUUUCUGUCCCAAUAUGUCUAUCAGUCGGAAAAACUGGUCGGCUUUGUCCAGCCUAGCGCGCCAGUGGACGAUGGAAGAUGAGGAGGAGGUGGAGAGGGAGAAAAGGAGGAGAGUGAAGAGCUCGAGCAGCACCACUGACCCAGAUGCACCAAGAGAAACGCCCACCAGCGACAGCACCUUUGGGACAGACUCCACAAGUGAGACGUCCCAUGGCCUCAGCAGUGUGGAGCAAAUCCAGCUGGACUUUGUGGAGAUGCUGCGAGUCCGUGAUGAAAAGCGGAGGAUGAGACACGUGGAGACACUGAGACGACAGAAGGAGGAAGGGGAGGAUGAAGCAGAGGCUACCAGAGGAGGAGGAGGAGGGGCCAGGGUGGAGUUACUGGGUGACUUGGAAGAGGAGCAGGGCAGUGUGUUACCCUCUGUGAAAACCACAUCCAAACCACAACCACCCCAAAAAACAGCCUCUUACAGUCACAGCAGCAGCAGCAAUAUCAAUGCUAACAGCACAAACAGACAACAUGAAAAUGGUGAGUCGUCAAGCAAAGACCCUGAUCCCAAGUCACCAUCCAACCCGGCUCGCAAGUUUGUCAGCUCUGUGUCCAUCUCACUCGACAAGAGUCCCUCUUUCAGCGGGCGCACAACUCCCAUGAGCCCUUGCUCUCCAACCGCCCCCCUGUCACCUCGAGAACACUGGACCUCACCCUGCCAGAGUCCCUCUCCCAGGGGAGCUCAAAACCCUGUUCAGAACGGACACACACAGGAGACCAGCAAGAAUGGCUCUUCCUCCAACUUUGAACAGACGGCCAAACCUGCCUUCGUACGACAGAGUUCCAGGACUAUAUCCUUCAGGAUGAUGAGGAAAAAAGAAGAAGAGAGUGCACCACUGCAGAGGAGUGCGAGUGUGAGGAUGGCCACCAAGAAGUUUGAAUCCAACACAGACCAGGACCAAAAUGAAGAUGAAGACAAACCAUCAUCUUUCCAGAGAAACUCUCGGCAGAGGAUUUCAUCCAGGUCCAUCCAGGAGAAGAUGGAGAGACUGGCUCAGGCUGCACAGAAGUCAGAAACUGUGCGAUCUCCAGACGUGACCCAGAGGACCCUGUUCCUGCUGGAUGAAGUGUCUAGGAAGAGAGGUCUCUUUGAGAAGGAGGCGCAGGUAGCGCCCCCCGCCAGCCCUGGAGUUUCUAGACAGGAAUUUAGGAGCUUUGCAUCAGGAAUGUCGGACCGCGUCAACCGCUGGCUCAACAAGACCAACCAAACUGGGCCUUCACACACUUCUACUGACUUGAGACAUGUGGACAUCAACAGUAAGAGGACCUUGUUUGAGAACAGAGCAGAGGACACUGUCUCAAAAGCCAGUCCUGGAAAAAUCUACAAGUGAAGGAUGACCACUUAUAAUGUCCAACAGGAUUAAGAAGAUGACAAGAGGAGAAGAAGAGAACUGGAAGACUAAUUAAUGCCGUGACUGACUGACUGCUUCUUCAGGCUUUAUAUGUUUGUUUUUUUGUUUUUUUUUCUUGACUGUCAAAGCAUACAGGAAAGGAAUGGGAGAACAGGAGAAUUAGGACAGGAGCUUUAGAGAAGGAAGUGAGCUGAGUUGUAGCUUUAGACUGAAAAGGUGGGAGGUGAAAAGUUUGUAUCGUGCAUUUUUAUGUUGCUUCUUAAAGCUUAAAUUAGUCUUUUUUUUUCAAACAUUAAAACACAAGAGGAAAGUAUGAAAGUAUUCGAUUGAAUGAGGCAAAGUGUAAAAAGCAAAGUAUACAGAGGAUAAGAAAAGUGACAGAAAAGAGAAAGGGCAGUGAUAUUUGUUUUAAAACUCUAGCUGUUUGCCUUAAAUGUGUAAUUUGUCAAGCACUUUAAACAGGUGAAGGUCUUAAAGCUAAUGAUACCCAUGUUUAUUGAAUUACAGUGGUGGGACAUUCUGGAGUUUUAAUUGUACGUUUUUGUCUAAUCUGCCAAAAUAUAACGUUUGUUUUGUGUGUCCUUGUGGGCAAGAUGCUGCCUGUCUAAGGAAUAAAAUGUUUUAC